Molecule: messenger RNA, 174 nt
Organism: Dentiscutata heterogama
Lineage: Eukaryota; Fungi; Glomeromycota; Glomeromycetes; Diversisporales; Gigasporaceae
Source: the annotation of a GenBank genome assembly
AUGGCUGAAUCAGACCAUAAUCUAUUAUCAUCAUCUUCAGUUAGUGGUCGUUUAUUUUUUCCCUUAAUACUUUAUGAUAAUGGAAUAACUAGUGUCAAUGGGCAAAGGGCAGAAACCAAUCACCCACAAAAUAAACACACACCCAACCCACUCUCAUGGUGUUGUUUUGGCAAA